GCGCCGUCGCGCACCACUCCCGCUCCCACCUUGUUGGCGGAGCCCUCCAGGCCCAGCACGGUCGGCAUGACGUCACGCCCGCUGUGUGCCGCCGCCGCUGUGACGUCACGCCGCCGCUCCGCCGGUUCUCCGCCUCACGGUGCUUCUCCCGCCGCUCCGCUACGUCACUUCCGUUUCCCGCCUCAAUUCUCUCCCAGCCUCAGGAGCGUUUCCGGUUCCGGCCACGCCCCCCAUUGACCAUCGCUUCCCGCGCGCGCGGAGUCGCCGCUCCCGCCGCCGCCGCUGAUUGGUCCCGCGCGCUGAGGCACGGCGCGCUCUGAUUGGUCCCGCGCGCUCAGGCGCGGCGCGCUCUGAUUGGUCCCCCGCGCUGAGGCACGGCGGGCGCUGAUUGGUCCCGUGCGCUGAGGUACGGCGGUCGCUGAUUGGUCGCUCCUAAGGGCUGAGGGGCGGAGCUUAAAGGCCGAGGGGGCGUGUCCGUCGGCGGAAGGGGCGGGGUCAGCGCCAUGCCGAAGCGCGGGAAGAAGAAGGAGGAGAACGGGAGCGGGGACGAGGCCGGCCCCGCCCCCGCCAAGGCCCCCAAGGCGUCCCCGGCCCCGCUUUACGAGGACCCGCCCACCCGCGAGACCACGCCCGAUGGGCGGCGCUGGACGCUCAAGGUGACGACAUGGAACGUGGAUGGGCUGAGGGCGUGGCUGAAAAAGGGCGGUGCCAAGUGGGUGCAGGAGGAGGCUCCGGACGUGCUGUGCCUGCAGGAGACCAAGUGCGCGGCCUCGGCGGUGCCGGCGGAGCUGCGGGAGCUGCCGGGGCUGCCCCACCAGUUCUGGAGCAGCGCCAAGGACCGGCCGGGCUACAGCGGCGUGGGGCUGCUGGCCAGGACAGAGCCCCUGGAGGUCACCUACGGCAUCGGUGACCCCGAGCACGAUGUGGACGGCCGCGUGCUGACGGCCGAGUUCCCCUCCCUCUUCGUGGUCUGCGCCUACGUGCCCAACGCCGGGCGGGGCCUGGUGCGCCUGGAGCCGCGGCUGCGCUUCGACGCCGCCUUCCUGCAGUUCCUGCGCCGCCUGGACGCCCGCAAGCCCGUGCUGCUCUGCGGCGACCUCAACGUGGCGCACGCCGAGAUCGACCUGUGCCACCCGCGCGCCAACCGCGCCAGCGCCGGCUUCACGCCGCAGGAGCGCGAGGGCUUCUCGCGGCUGCUCGGCGCCGGCUUCGCCGACUCCUUCCGGCACCUGUACCCCGAGGCCAGGGGCGCCUUCACCUUCUGGACGUACCUGGGCGGGGCGCGGGCGCGGAACGUGGGCUGGCGGCUGGACUACGCCGUGGUGUCGCGGCGCCUGCUGGGGGCGCUGUGCGACUGCAAGAUCCGCAGCGCCGCGCAGGGCAGCGACCACUGCCCCGUCACCGCCCUGCUGGCGCUAUGA
Molecule: messenger RNA, 1421 nt
Organism: Agelaius phoeniceus (red-winged blackbird)
Lineage: Eukaryota; Metazoa; Chordata; Aves; Passeriformes; Icteridae
Gene: APEX1
Product: apurinic/apyrimidinic endodeoxyribonuclease 1
Biological process (GO): base-excision repair
Cellular component (GO): nucleus
Molecular function (GO): phosphoric diester hydrolase activity; DNA binding; DNA-(apurinic or apyrimidinic site) endonuclease activity
Source: RefSeq, a predicted model, not a curated record